GUUUUGCCUGGUUAGGUUACUAGAUCAGGAAAACUCUCCUGGCACCAGAUAAACUGUCAUUUCUCCCAUGCAUGACUGAUUUUACUAUGAAAGAACCACAGCAAUUUACUACGCAUCGCAUAAUGUAAUUGUAAUAGUCAUGCACCUCCCCAGCCUAACCAAACCACACCACACCUCCCCUCCCUACUUCCUUCCUUCCUUCCUCUCUCUUUCGUGAAAAGGAAACUUUACUCGGUCUUUAUUGCUUCGGUGAAAAGGAAACUUCACUCCGCGUGCUCUGUCAGAGUCUGUGUGUAAAGAGAUAAAUAUAUAGCACAGCGCAUUUCAACGUGAUGGGACAUUCAUCGAAGACAGAGCUCUGCAAUUAACUUCAUCCUUGACAACAACACAUUGGUGUGGUAUCAGGGGUUACCGAACAACAGUCUGACUGUGGAAUAAGACUUUGGAGAAAUUGAUGACAAGUUUACAGAUCUGAGUGGGAUUGUAGCAGGAGCAAGAGCAAAGGACACAUACUUUUCGAUUGACCUUGGUCUAAGAUGGUUGAAGAGAAAAUUAUUUUUUAUCACUCCAAGUAAUAAUGAAAAUUAGAUGUUUUUUUCCAAGCAGACUGCGGAAGAAGCAUUUUAUUUCUUCAUUAUCGUCGCUGUUGGUGAUCUGUGCCUUGCUGCUCCUCUGCCUAAAGGUCACCGUUAAAAACAGUGUGAUUGUUGAACAGUACGGGACUACCGCAGGCUACGAUGACGUCGAGCCUCCCCACCGCUACAACAUUGACUGCAAUGCCAUCUACAACAUGGAUCCGGCCGAGGUGGGGAAGUCACUGGUCAUCAGAAAACAAGGGGUGGUGUGGGAGCAGGAUGAGAGCUUGAUCAACCUGACCUCUAACUGCCCGCGCUACCUCCGCUCCCGGGGCUAUGGCACCGUCCAGGUGUCAGAGGAGGAGCAGGCCUUUCCACUGGCUUACUCCCUGGUGGUCCACAAAUCUGCCUUCAUGGUGGACAAGAUCCUCCGGGCCGUCUACACCCCUAACAAUAUCUACUGUAUCCACUACGACCUGAAGUCAUCAGAACUGUUCAAAGAGGCCAUGGAGGGUCUGGCCCGCUGUCUGCCCAACGUCUUUAUCGCCUCUAAGCUGGAGACAGUGCUGUACGCCAGCAUUAGCCGCCUCAAAGCCGACCUUAACUGCUUGUCUGACCUCAUGGGGUCAGAGGUCAAGUGGAGGUAUGUCAUCAACCUGUGCGGCCAGGACUUUCCCUUGCGCUCCAACAUAGAGCUGGUGGCCGACCUGAAGAAGCUCCAGGGGGGUAAUAUGAUGGAGACGAGUCGUCCAAGCAAAUACAAGAAGCAGCGUUUCUCCUUCCACCACAAGCUGCAGAACGCCGCCUUCGAGUACAUCCAGAUGCCGGUGAAAACCGACAAGGCCAAGGAGCCUCCCCCACGCGGCAUCCAGAUGUUCAUCGGCAGUGCCUACUUCGUGCUCUCGUGGGAGUUUGUAGCGUAUGUGAACACGUCUACACUGGCUAGGGAUUUCCUGGUGUGGUCGAACGACACCUACUCCCCAGACGAACACUUCUGGGCCACUCUGACACGGGUGCCGGGCGUGCCGGGCGAGGUGCCCCGGACCCAGGCCGACGUCACAGACCUAAUGAGCAAGACCAGGCUGGUGAAGUGGAGUUACCUGGAGGGACCACUUUACCCAACAUGCACAGGGAAACAUGUCCGCAGUGUGUGUAUCUAUGGGGCUGGGGAGCUGUACUGGCUCAUGAACUACGGCAGCUGGUUCGCCAAUAAGGUGGACCCCAAAGUUGACCCAGUCCUUAUCCAGUGUCUGGAGGAGAAAUUAGAGGAGAAACAGAGACUCUUGGUCAAGGCUAAGAAGUCACAACCAAAGACUCUGGAAAAUGUUAAAUUAAUUGAUGAAUGAUUGAUUGAUUAAUAAUUGCUUGAUUCAUGUUGGAAUAUGAACUACUGUAAUUACAGCACCAUUUUAGUAUAUAUUUUUUUUUACAGUUUUUGUGUGCGAGUUGAUUAUGUCAGAAACUUAAUUGAGAUGUGCUUUAAGGUACUAAUGAAAGAUGAAGUGGAAUGCUGGAUGAGAGACUCUGUCAGAUCUCUGGGUUAGAGUUGAACUAUUGUUUUGCACCUUGAUACUUGACGUGGGGAAUGUUUGUCAUAGCCUGACUUGAAUGUGAUAUGGAUCAGGGUAACAUAACCAGGGUAUAACCUCUGCUCACAGGGUGAAAGCCUGUGACAACCAGUGUAUAAUGACUAUGUAUAUUUAACUAAUACCCACUGGGCACAAACUGGUUGAGUCAAAUCAAAAUCUAAUUUUAUUUGUCACAUACACAUGGUUAGCAGAUGUUAUUGCGAGUGUAGCGAAACGUUGUUUCCACGUAAUUUCAAUAAAAUGAUGUUGAACCAACAUAGAAUUGACAUCUGUGCCCAGUGGAUACUGACAGACAGGCGUUAAUGAUUAUGGCGACUCUGUGCACAUGCACAGCCAGACAGAACAAAUUAUAUGCAACCUUGUUAAAUGCUGUAGCCUAUUCACUGUGAGAACAUUUUGGCCAAAGUAAAAUGUUUAGACUGGUGAUUUCUAAAGUGAUUUCUCUGUUUCUCAAAGCAAUACUCAAUCCACAUGUUGUUUUAAUGAUUUCAAUGAAAGAGUAUUUUUAAGAGAUAAAUAAAUGUGAAAGAAAGCGGGGCAGAGACAUAGAAAGUGUUUGUAUUCCAAAGGAGGAGUUUACUUUUGACUCCAGAUUGAAGUCAAAGACCACAUGUUAUCCUCUCACAUCCCAUGUUAGAAGGGGACAUGCAGAUCUGUAUCAUGACUACCUCUCAAGCCCAUAAAAUAAUUGUGAAUAUUGGUGCAACAAGCUCUGCUUUGCUCUUUAUCUAUCUUAGUAUCAUCUGUCACAUACCCAAACUGCCAGGACGUUUCGCAUAAAUAAACCCCUAGUUUAUUUAAUAGUGAAUGUACCCACAUGAUAAUGCAGUAUAAUGAGUAUUUAAUGGGGAAUCAGAGGGUAAACGGGGGAAAUGUCAGCUCUGGAUCAAUAGUUUCCACCACACUUAACAGCUGCCUAAAGUUGCCUUUACAAACAGAGUAAAGCCAAUAAUGAUCACACAUGAACACUCCUAUUAGAAGUGAAACAGCCUUUUUAUACCAGGUUUUCGAAUUGAGAAACUUCAUGGCAGUAGAGUUUCAGAAAUGAUUAAAAAAAAAACAUGAAAUCAACCUACACAUCGUGAAAACAUUGUAAUAAGCACCUAAUGACUAGGGAAGGUAGCAGAUAUUUUGGUUCUUGUGUUUUACUUGUCUUUGAAUAAAAGUUGGAUUUUAACUGGU
Molecule: messenger RNA, 3346 nt
Organism: Oncorhynchus mykiss (rainbow trout)
Lineage: Eukaryota; Metazoa; Chordata; Actinopteri; Salmoniformes; Salmonidae
Product: beta-1,3-galactosyl-O-glycosyl-glycoprotein beta-1,6-N-acetylglucosaminyltransferase 4
Cellular component (GO): membrane
Molecular function (GO): acetylglucosaminyltransferase activity
Source: RefSeq, a predicted model, not a curated record